Molecule: messenger RNA, 6207 nt
Organism: Gadus morhua (Atlantic cod)
Lineage: Eukaryota; Metazoa; Chordata; Actinopteri; Gadiformes; Gadidae
Gene: prox1a
Product: prospero homeobox 1a
Exons: 7
Coding region: 558-3593 (1011 amino acids)
Biological process (GO): regulation of transcription by RNA polymerase II
Cellular component (GO): nucleus
Molecular function (GO): RNA polymerase II cis-regulatory region sequence-specific DNA binding; DNA-binding transcription factor activity, RNA polymerase II-specific
Source: RefSeq, a predicted model, not a curated record
CGCGUCUUUAAGGGACGCGUCUCCUCGGCUCGCGGGCUUCAAGCGAACGAGGUCUUGUCCGCGCGCGACGCCGUCACAGACACGAGACUCUCUCUCUCCUUACUCGCUCUCUCACACUCCCUCGCUCUCUCCUUCCCCUCUCUCUCUCUCUCUCUCUCUCUCUCUCUCUCUCUCUCUCUCUCUCUCUCUCUCUCUCUCUCUCUCUCUCUCUCUCUCUCUCUCGCUCUCUCGCUCUCUCUCUCUCACGCGUCUCUCUCGCGCUCCGUCUUCACUGCUCCUCCGCUGCGCGUCACGGCACCCGGAGAAGAACGUCUCUCCGGUGUCCGGUCCCACGGAAGCGCUCGUGCCUCUCGGUUCUUCUUCGUCUCCACGCCGACGGGGAUUUUUUUUGGUGGAAAGCCACCGCUGAUACCGCGGACCGCCGAGGCAACACACCACCCCCACACACACCUUCACACCCCUCAAAAGCCGCCCCCCAUCCCCUUCCCUCCCCUUCUCUACGAGGACCCCUCCGGCCUGACCGGGGCCCCGCCAUGCCCCAAUAGGUGCCCCACGUGAUGCCUGACAAUGACGGCGACCGCCUCCUGAGCAGACAGAGCAAGCGGCGCCGCGUCGACAUCGGGGUGAAGCGCACGACGACGGCGUUUACCGGUGCCCGGGAGUCCCUCGUCCUCUUCAACGUCAUGAGCCAAUCGCACAUGUCCUCCGAGCAAGACGCUGCAAACACUGCUGCCGCCGCGGUGGCUAACGGCGAGGCGGACAAGUCGAACGUACUCCGGAAGCUUCUGAAGAGGCACAACUCGUACGAGGACGCCAUGAUGGCGUUCCCGGGGGCGACCAUCAUCUCCCAGCUGCUGAAGAACAACAUGGGGAAGAACGGCGGUAACGACUCCGGCUUCCAGGGCAGCGGGACCCUCUCCAGCGGGGGGUCCGAGACCCAGAAUGACGACGUCUGCUCCAACCCCUCGUCCCAGGAACCGGACAGCCCGUCACGCUGCCUCUCUCUCUCCCCCUCCCUCGCCCCUCCUCUCUCCUCCUCCUCCUCCGCCUUCCCUCUCCCGGCUCCGCCCCCUCCUCCCGCUCCGGCCCCGGCAUUGGCUCCGCCCCUCUGCGUCUUCGACCUUGAGAGGUUGUCGGACGAGCACCUGCGCGCCAAGCGAGCGCGAGUCGAAAACAUCAUCAGGGGCAUGAGCCACUCCCCGCUAGUGGCGGCUCGCUCUGGUGGUCCCCACGAGGAUGGCGGCAGGGGAGGCGGAGGAGGCGGUAACCAUGGCAGCCAUAGCAUCAACAACGGAGGAGGAGGCGGCGGCAUCGGAGGCGGGAACUUCGUCUCCGCCUUGCUGCGUUCUCCCGGGUCGCGACUGACCGGAGUCGGAAUUGGAGGAGGUGGAGGAGGAGGAGGAGGAGCAGGAGGAGGAGGAGGAGCAGGAGGGGGAGGAGGAUCAGGAGGAGCAGGAGGAGAGGGAUACCGGGAGAACAAGCGGAAGCAACGCCUGCCCCAGCAGCAGCAACAGCAGCAGAGCUUCAGCCAGCUGGUUUGCUCUCGCCAGGAGCUCAGACAGGAGGAGAGACGGCAGCUCAAGCUGCAGCUGGAGGACAUGCAGAAACAGCUGCGCCAGCUGCAGGAGAAGUUCUACCAGAUCUACGACUCGGAGACAGAGGAGGAGGAGCACGAGGAGAACGAGGAGCGCCCGGGGAGCCGGGUGGGAGCUGGAGGAGGAGGAGGAGGAGGAGGCGUGGCCGAGGACGACGGCAAUCUCUCCGAAGCAGACAGCCUCCGAUCGGACGGACUGGAGGAGCGUCGCCAUGGCCAAAGCCACAGCCUCAGCAGCCGUCGCCACGAUGAUCAGCCUGACAACCGAGGGGCGGAGCUUGACCCCGGCGUGUUUCUGGACCGCGCCCGCGCCAUCCUGAGGGGGAGGGCCCUAAUUGGCCCCGGGGUGCCGGACGGGAUGGAGAUGGAGAUGAUGAUGGAGAUGGAGGAGGAGGAGGAGGAGGAGGAGCUUGAGUACGAGGCCGCCGAAGAGGAGCGGAGCCCGAGGAAGAGGAGGGCGGCAGCCUCAGGAGGAGGAGGAGGAGGAGGUGGUGGGGGGGGGAGGCACCUAGCGGAGACCCUCAAGCAGGAGCUGAGCUGCGCCGUGUCGCAGGUGGUGGACAGCGUGGUCAAGCGGGCCCAGGGGGGGGGCGGGCGGCACGGUUGCCACGGCAACACGCCCACCUCCUCGGUCACGCCCUCAACGGCAACGGCAGCGCACACCCUGUCCCAGCAGCCACCACCACCGCCUCCCUCUCGCUCCUCCCACUCCUCCAUGUCCAACUCCUCCCCUUCCUGCGGCGGCGGAGGAGGGGCGGGGCUCUACGGCCCGCUCGCCGCCAUUGCGCCCGAGCUGCGAUUCGCCGGCGCUCUCGGCCUGGCCCUCAACGGGGGGGGGGGCGACCUCAGCCCCUCCCCCCGCCCACCCGGCGGCGGCUACCACCCCUCGUCCAAUCAGAGGCUGCACUGCUUCGGCGGCGCCGACACCCACCUCAUGCCGCUAGACUCCUCCCCCUUCGGCAUGGCUCCGCCCCCGAACGACCAGACGGAGGCGCUAUCACUGGUGGUGCGAAAGGGCGGAGUCGCCACAGACCACGCCCCCUCCCUGGCCCCCCCCCCCCAGCAACAAGCCCUGCCUCUCCCCCACCACCAAAACCACCCCGCCUCGCUUCACCAAUCCGCGCUCUCCGCCUCGCUCGGCUUUGGCCCCGCCUCCUUCCGCCACCCAUUCCCCCUCCCCCUCAUGGGGUACCCCUUUCAGGGGCCCCUCGGAGUGGGUGGGCCCCAUCACCAUGGCUACCCGGGCCCCAAAGAACACCACAUGAGGACCUCCCCCGACGCCAUCGACCUCGUCCGCGAGACCGUCAGCCUGAGAUCCAAGAUGGCGGGAAUGAGCGGAGGCCAUCUUAACCACCAUCACCACCACCAUCAUCACAGGCAACAGCAGGGCUCCGGCUCCUCCCCUUCUGGUCACCAUGGCAACCAGGAGGGGCUGUCGUUGGCGCUUAUCAAGUCCGAGUGCGGAGACCUCCAGGAUCUGGCCGACAUCUCACCCUACUCCGGGAGUACCAUCCAGGAAGGACUCUCUCCCAACCAUCUGAAGAAGGCCAAGCUCAUGUUCUUCUACACCCGGUACCCCUCCUCCAACAUGCUCAAGAUGUUCUUCUCCGAUGUCAAGUUCAACCGGUGCAUCACCUCCCAGCUGAUCAAGUGGUUCUCCAACUUCCGGGAGUUCUACUACAUCCAGAUGGAGAAGUUUGCCCGGCAGGCCAUCAAUGAGGGCGUGGCCUCGGCGGACGAGCUCAGCAUCAGCCGCGACGCUGAGCUGUACCGCGCGCUGAACAUGCACUACAACAAGGCCAACGACUUCCAGGUCCCGGAGCGGUUCCUGGAGGUGGCCCAGGUGACCCUGAGGGAGUUCUUCCUGGCCAUCGUGGCGGGGAAGGACGUGGACCCGUCCUGGAAGAAGGCCAUCUACAAGGUUAUCUGCAAGCUGGACAGCGACGUUCCGGACGUCUUCAAGAGCCCCGGCUGCCUGCAGGAGCUGCUGCGCGACUGACUGAGCCCCCUCCCCCCGCACGACUGGCUCCGCCCCCAACAGACUGAACCCGCCCCCCGCAAGACUGUAGAAUCGCUCCCCGAACGACAGGCCCCGCACCCCUCAUCACAUGACCUCGAGGAGAAGGCUCUGAACAUUGUCAUGUGACUACAAUAAGGACGCUUUGAAUGAGGUCAUUUGACCACGGGGAGGAGGAGUUAAAUCUGGUCAUGUGACAACAGAGGGGCGGAGAUAACUCUGGUCAUGUGACUAAGAGGAAGUGGCACCGGACAUUGUCAUGUGAGUACGAGGAGACGUUGCCCACUGUGAUCAUGUGACUAAGGGGAGGCGUUGCCCAUUGUGGUCAUGUGACUAAUAAGAGGCGGAGCCCACCAUGGUCAUGUGACAAAGAAGAUGAGAGGAUGGAGGAGGAAGAGGAGGGGGAGGUGGAGAGACUGACAGAGGUAGUUUGGUGAUGAUGAUGAGGAAAAGGUCCCUCAUGUGACCCCAAUGAGGAGGAAGAGGAGGAGGAGGUGGAGGAGGUGGCGGUGGAUGUGAGAAGGUGGGGAGAACUGUCCUCCCCCUAUCCACCACCACAAUCUAACCCAGCACCACCCCCAGCCUCACAUCAGCUACUGAGCAAGGUUAUUCGACGAUGAUGAUGAUGAUGAUGAUGAUGAUGAUGAUGAUAACCUCACUCCCCCCCUCCCCCAUCUCCCUCUAAAAAAAAAAAAGAAGAUAUUAUCAAAAGACUAUUAUAGACGUCGGAUCCAACGGCUGCACGGUGAUUUGUGACAUCAUCAACGAGGGACGGAUCCUUCCCGAUGUCGGACUGUGUGGGCGUUAGCUAUAAACAACGGCAACAAAUAUGUUCAGCAAAAGGUUUUUUGAACUGAGAAUAACGAACGUUACAACUUCUCUCCUGGAAAUUGUCUCUCCCUGAACAGAGCAGUUCCGAACAAUUUUCUGACCCCGGCGGGAGAAAUAUGCACUAACGGACGUGGCCGGACAUUUAUGAGAAAUCAACGUUGACUGAAAAACGUAUGUCUCUCCCGGAACCGUCUCUGAACAGAAUAGUUCCAAACUUUUUUCCCGAACCGGACGGGAAAAAAUGCACUCGGACGCAGAUGUGAAAUCGACGGCGACCGACAAAGACAGACGGUAAAAACAUUUCCCUACCGUUUUGCAUCCGAUAAGAGGAAAAAGGAAAUAUGCUUAUUAUCCCCCAACGCUGGACAAAAGAGACACAAGGAUGACAAAAAAGAAGAUAAUAUAUUCAAAUGUUUUUAUCGUUGAUGUUUUUCGGUUUGCAGCACUGAUAUUCUUUUUUUUUCCGAUCUUCUCAAGUGAUGUUUACGAUUUCUCUCUUUCUAUACAGUGGGUGGAUACUUUGUUCACCUGGGAACGCACACACACACACAAACACACACAGGGGCACACACACACAGGGGCGCACACACACACUUUCUCUAGAAUAGAAAAAGCACAGUUGCAUUCCGAAUUUUUCACGUUUGACCUGCACCUAGGAAUUCUGGGCAAAAAAAUAUAAUUCUUUCUUCUUCUUGUGAUGUGAGGCUGGUGUUUGUGUUAAAUGCUCACCCACCCACGGAACCAUCCCCCCAAGCCCCCCCCCCCCCCCCCACACACACACUCACACAUCACCAACACCACCACCACCCCAUCUCACCCUCAACAAGGUGCAGGAACUUCCAGUAAGACCAAACUCUGUCAGACUUAGUGUGGGUUCAAAUGAAACACUUGUGUUAAAAAACAAGGAUAAGGAGGUUAUGAAAAAAUAUGGAGAGAUUCUGAUAUUGUCCGAUAUUUUAUCGUGAAAUAUCUUCGAGAUGUUUCGAUCUUCGUAACGUGUAUUACAUACACAAAAUCCAUCGGAGAGCAACACUUUUCUGGGUUUAUCUGUGUUUAUUUGCUAAUAUAUGUAUCUUUAAGAGGGAUAGGAUAGCGCACAUAUAUAGGGUAUAAGUAAUUUAAGUUACGGAUUACUAUGUGUUUUCACAGCUAAAACAGAGCAUUUUCUGUGUUUGUUUGUAUUCGCAAAAAAAACAAAAACUUUUAUGUUUUUCAAACAUUAGCACGUUGACGUUAACAGAUGUGAAGCAACCCGAUCAGCUCCCAAUCUUUCUCCCAUCGGCUCUUAAAGGAGUCCUCUAAUUAAACGCGGUUCUAUAGUGUAUCUCCAGUGGAUUCUAUGUAGUGACUGGAGCGACCGGAGUAACAAUGCACGUAAACUUCGGAAUAAAAACAUUGGGUUCAGAGAAUUACCAACGAAUGACAACAACAACAUUUGAAGUACCGGAAUACUAUCCCAGCAUCUGACCCCAUAUGUCUUGCGUGAAUUGUGUGUUUUUAGAUAUACUUUCGGAAAGCAGGAGUACGACAUUUAAAAAAGAAAAAAGCGAUAAAUAACACAAUGCUGUUUUAUUAUAUUUUUUUCUUGGCUUGUAUAGUUGUUUCCUCUGAUAUUAUUAUUUAUAACUGAGAUGAUGAUGUUGAUGUUAUUCUGGUGGGGAAAGCCGGUCAUUGUUAAUGCUUGCUAUGGACUUCACCGGUGGGGUGAUCUGCUGUUAAUUCACCACGUGACAACUUGAAAUAAAUUAUUCUUUGAAGGAAUCUG